Messenger RNA from Ornithodoros turicata, 1210 nucleotides. RefSeq lists its product as uncharacterized. Lineage: Eukaryota; Metazoa; Arthropoda; Arachnida; Ixodida; Argasidae. The coding region runs from base 83 to 1066 and encodes 327 amino acids. The transcript is spliced from 7 exons. The record is from RefSeq and is a predicted model, not a curated record.
UCGGAGUACCGUGAACUCUUUCUGCUUUGCAUACUGAGCUGAAGCCGCCUCGCUCGUAUCAUCCGACUGGAAAGCUCAAACCAUGUAUCGAUUCCUACUUAUGGCUCCCCCCAAAGGGAAAAUUGAAUUCCGACCAAUAACAACGACCAGUUCCGACGGUGACAGCGAUUCGGAAGACGAAACUCCGAUAACUAUGGCAGAACUCACUGCCAAUGAAGAUCGCGACAACAGUAUCAAGCUCUGCAAGAAGUCACUGAAGCACGCACAAGCAGCUGCGGGACUUCACUAUGUAAACCCGGACAUAACAAGAAGACUACCGCUGAAUGGGCUCAGCAAAGACAGUCCGAAUUUGUUCCUUGAGAUCUGCCCUGUUCAAGGGAACAGUUCCAGGGACACCAGCAAGGACAUCUGCAACAUUUAUCUGUGUCAGGACCAGGAAUCCGUCCUUACAGUGCAGUUCAAGAUACACCGAGACCCACAAGGUCACCCCUCGAAGCUUACACUAGAGGCAGUCAAGACUGCAAGAAAGACGGUUUCCGUACCUGAGGACGUCCUUACCCUUCAGUUUUACGAGCAUUAUUGCCUCUGCAUUCACAAGGGCAACAAGUCCACUAAGGUACUGGUGAACUCUAAAGAAGUGGCCCUCAUUGAGGAUCCUUUCAGAGACCAGCCUAAACCCGUUGACCUUGUUGUGACCGAAGGCAUCGCCGUCAAGUCCGUGGACAUCCCAAUGCGCUUCGUGCCUUCCAUCGUUAAAGCCCCGUUCAAAGGCAACAUGGAGGUUGGUGAUAGGAUCAACGUCUUCGGUGAACGGCAGAUGGACUGUGAACAAGAAACAGCGCUACUGACACUUGGUGACCUGGUAGUGCCCUACAAUAAGGACUCCAAGACGGGCCAGACACGCAUCAUCAUACAGCGCUUCCAAAAAUGCCUGGUAGCAUUCGAAAAUGGAAAGGCAGUGGUUACAUGCCGAACACCUGAGAAAUUCAACACGGCAGCCGACCUCAUCAUCAAGACUGUGCUUAAUCCCAAAGGAAUUUGGAUUACACGAAUGAAGGACAGAUGAACCGAAGGUGUGUGGAAGACCUGCUCCUCUUGAUUCUGAACCGUCCCCGGACUCUUUGAUGUCAUUUUUACUUUUCUUUUGCGCCAUCUGCUAGAGCAGCUUUUCUGCUAAAGAAACGCUUAAUAAAAAUAGCUUUGCAUGACA